Molecule: messenger RNA, 1946 nt
Organism: Oppiella nova
Lineage: Eukaryota; Metazoa; Arthropoda; Arachnida; Sarcoptiformes; Oppiidae
Source: the annotation of a GenBank genome assembly
CAAUACAUUGUAAGAGUGUUUGUGCUCUUCUAUAGGACCAACUCUUGUGAGCGCUUCUCCUAUUCAAUAGUCGACACACACUCUCCCUAUCAGUGCUAUUAGUGUUGAGCAGUGUAUGGAGUGAACUGCAACUGGAAUAUCAUAUUUGGUGCUCAACUCACUCUUCAAUCAAUUCGUACAAACUUUUUAUUUCUGAAGGAUUGCAAGUGUUUUGUGAGUGCAGUCAUCAGAAUUGAGUUAUUUUGCAUAAAGUGCUUCAUCUGUAAGUUAUUUAGUUAUUAAAGGCCAACAAUCGCUGUUGUGUACACUCUCGGGCACCGGAAUAAUAAUUAUAUUACAUCUAAAAGUGAUUAAAAACUCACCAAUAUAUUAUUAUUUUUAACGAUUCAAGUGAUUCGGGGUUUUAAGUGAAUUGUUUCGGAUUUGAUGACCAUAUUUGCCGACCGUUUAAGUGAAGUGUUAAUAAUAUAGUAGUGAAUCGCACGGAAUAUAAGUCCCAAAUGGAGCAAAGGUACGAUUACGGCUCAAUGGAGAGCCCAUACGGAGACCAACUCCAGAGACAAAUGCAAACCCUAACGCACGGGUCGCACAUGAACCAUGGUCAAUCCAUGCACCCGUACCACACCAAUCAUGUCAUGUCCAAUCAUGUCAUGGGAUCCGUCCCAGACGUCCACAAACGCGACAAAGACGCUAUUUAUGGUCAUCCACUGUUCCCACUGUUGGCACUGAUCUUCGAGAAGUGUGAGUUGGCCACCUGUACGCCCAGAGAGCCCGGGAUCGCCGGCGGAGACGUCUGUUCCUCCGAGUCCUUCAAUGAAGACAUCGCCGUCUUUGCUAAACAGAUUAGACAAGAAAAGCCAUAUUAUGUACCAAACCCUGAAUUAGAUAGUCUUAUGGUUCAAGCAAUUCAAGUGUUGAGGUUUCACUUAUUAGAGUUAGAAAAGGUCCAUGAGUUGUGCGACAAUUUCUGUCAGCGUUACAUAAGUUGUCUGAAGGGAAAAAUGCCCAUUGAUUUGGUCAUCGAUGAAAGGGAUACUAAGCCGGGAGAUCUGGGAGAUAAUAAUAACAGUUCCAGUAAUGGAAGCGGAGGUCCCGGACAAGGAAUGGGAGGCGCCAGCAAUGGUGGCCGCGGAGGCAGUGCAGACCCCGGCCACCAUUCGGACAGUGCGUCCACUCCUGACCAUCAGCGCCCACCCUCUCAGUCACUCAACUCGUAUGGAGGCCACGGUGUUCACGACGAUGUCAGAUCACCAGCCGGUUCUACUGGCACUCCCGGCCCACUCUCACAACAGCCCAGUUCACAGCAAAGCACUGACAACAACAGCGAAGCCGGAUCUUUUAUGGGCGACGCGAGCAUAGGGUCGGGCGAUGGCACCGGUGAAGACGAUGACGACGACAGGAGCAAAAAGAGACAGAAGAAGAGGGGAAUAUUCCCGAAAGUUGCCACCAAUAUCAUGAGGGCCUGGCUUUUCCAGCACUUGACACAUCCCUAUCCAUCUGAAGAUCAAAAGAAACAGUUGGCUCAGGACACGGGGCUCACAAUACUUCAAGUUAAUAAUUGGUUUAUAAACGCCAGAAGACGUAUUGUUCAGCCAAUGAUUGACCAGUCAAACAGAGCAGUUGUGGACUCAAAAACUGAGUCCAAAACUUUGUCACAAAAGGAGAGACUUGUAGUGAAAGAGCGAGAGAGUGAAGAGAAGCCCAUUUGGGUGUUUGGCAAUCACUCGAUGCGAUUCCAGUGCCAAAGAAUUGAGUUUUGCUGGCCGUGCGUAUCGCAAAUUGACAGCACAUAUCUGGGCGGUUCGAUCGGUAGUGCCGGCGGAGCGUACAGUCCCGAUGGAAGUAUGGGUUAUAUGAUGGAUGGCAGCCAACAGUUCAGGCCACCAGGUAUUUGCAUAACUCUUAUAAUCCCUUAUAAAUAAGCAUUACAUGAAUGGAGUGAGAAU